CAUCCAUCAGGCUAAACUCAUGGGACUCGUUCUGGCUCUCUCUCCAGCCGUUUGAACCGUCCAAGCAUCCCGAUGCCGGUUCCAGGAGAAUCUGCACCGCAGCACACUUUACCCUGACUGGCUCGAACGCGACUUCGAACUUUACGCUGUUGAACACCCACCUGGACGACCGCUCGGAUGAUCAGCGCAAGCUGGCCGGCGCGAUGUUGCUCAUGCGCGCCCGUUACGAGGCUGCGAACACAGGCGGCCCGGUCUUUGUAGUCGGCGACUUCAACAGCCCGCCUACCGGUCCCGACGCUGGCGCCUACAACAUCAUCACGGGCGCCAUCGCUCCCGUACCGGUCCCUGCAGACUUUGAGGAAAAGUACAAGGUCAAGCGGGCCACCCUGCCCGACUUCAAGCUGCUCGAUCUACGUGCGGUGGUCCCGCGACACGUCGUCGGCACCAACUACGCGACCUUUACCGGCUUCACCGCUCCGGACGACGCGUCCAUCUGGUCGCGCAUCGACUUUAUCUUUGGAGCCAACAACGGGGGAUGGGAGGCCACGAGGUACAAGGUCGAUACGGCCUUGACGGACGACGGUACAUUAGCUAGCGACCACCGGCCCGUCUUCGUGGACGUUGUACUCUGAACGAUGCCUUGUGUAUCAUUCGAACAUGAUGGGUCGCAAGCACGCGCACGAUUGCUCGACGUUGCCGAAUGGCGUUUGCGCGGGCGACCCCACGUGAGCCGUCUUCGAUGGCCUGGUUUGGCCGGCGCACCGUCAGGCGGACACCCCGCACGGCCAUCGAAGGACUGAUAUUCACGAGACGCCCGCGGCUGAUGCUCGAGAAGGCCCAUCUUGACUGGCCUGUGACGAACGUUGAGCGAGGGCUCUUCCUUCUCAAGCACGUGCGCGCGCUUCCCGCGCAUCCAUCUCUCCAAUAUGCAUGCUCUCCGGCGCCUUCUGUCUCUCAUACUUCCCGUCUUCAGUCUACCGAGCUACGGCUUGCGCUGAUCCGUGUAGAUGACAGGGCGUUUACACAUGUUCGUGUCAUGGUCAUCUCGUCUAGCCUAACUACAUAAACGCCGUCGAUGGGGGACGGCUUCCGGCAACACUCUCCGGUACGCGCCAGACCGAUGUCGUUCAAACAGCUUUUCCUCGCGGCCCUUUUCGUAGGAUGGUCCAGCGUGGCCCGCGGGUUCCGCAUCGCCACCCAUAACCUGCGGUUUGACUCCAUGCCGGACAACAUCACGGUCCAGCAAUCUAUCGCCGCGCUGCCCGACCCGCUCACGCAACCUGCAUUCCUCGCGCUCAGUGGAGAGCAGCCGUGGUCGACGAGGCGUAUCAAGAUCGCCCAGCACCUCAUUAGCGAAGGUCUCAGCCUCUUCGGCGUCCAAGAAGCGCUCGUUAGGCAGGUCAACGAUCUCCAAGAGCUCUUUGGCGACGAAUGGGCGCACUUCGGUGUCGGCAGAGACGACGGCGCCGAAGCAGGCGAAUUCAGCGCCAUCUAUUACAAGAAAUCCGAUGUCACGCUGUUGUCCAACGACUCCUUCUGGCUUUCGAACGAACCGUUCGACGCUGGCUCCAAGUUCCCCGGCGCUGGAUCCGUGCGCAUCUGCACCGCGUCGCGCUUCACGCUCAACACGGGACCCAGCGCGCCCGUCAACUUUUCCUACCUGAACACGCACCUCGACGACAAGUCGGACGACCAACGCAAGCUGGCCGCGUCCAUGAUCCUCAUCCGCGCCCGUUUCGAAGCCGCGACGCACAACAACCCCGUCUUCGUCACCGGCGACUUCAACAGCCACGAGACCGGAUCGGACUCGGGUGCGUACGAGAUCAUCACCGGCGCCGCCACCCCCGUCGCCGUGAACGCGACCUUCGCCGCGAGAUUCGCGGUUCCGGACGACGAGCAGCCGGACUUCAAGAUGCUGGACUUGCGCGCGCAGACGGCCAGGAUCAACGUGGGCGCCAACUUUGCGACGUUUGCCGGGUUCUCCGCCCCGAACGACACGUCGCAGUGGGGGAGGAUCGACUUCGUGUUCGGAGGCAGCAACGGGGGAUGGAACGUCACCGGAUACAAAGUCGAUACUUCACUCACCGACGACGGCACAGUGGCCAGUGACCACCGUCCUGUUUUCGCGGAUAUACAGAUCUAAUGUAGCCCAACGAUGAUGAUGGCAUAAUUUGUAGCGUGUACCCGACCGAUCGGCACUCGGAAUGCGAAAGGUCCUGUGCAUCUCAUAUGCUCAGCUAUAUGCGAUUCAU
This is a messenger RNA of Punctularia strigosozonata HHB-11173 SS5, 2252 nucleotides long. Its product is annotated as mannose-6-phosphatase. The transcript has 9 exons. Gene Ontology annotation, molecular function: 3'-5'-RNA exonuclease activity. Lineage: Eukaryota; Fungi; Basidiomycota; Agaricomycetes; Corticiales; Punctulariaceae. The record is from RefSeq and is a predicted model, not a curated record. The coding region runs from base 1076 to 2143 and encodes 355 amino acids.